UACAUGUGGGCCCCGCCUUGUCCAUGACGGAAGUAAACGAUAGAGCGAAAUGAUGUUUAGUUAAUUUACUUUCAAAAUCGUGACCUCCGGAGAUACAUGAGAAAGUCCAGCUUCUUUUAUUCUCUCACUUGUUUUCUUCUGCAACAAAAGACAAGCAGGAAGCGGAACUGACAUUCUGUGUAAACGAAGGUUUUUUUUUUGCUGGAUCAUCACAAGACGGUGAAGCAUGUGAUACUUGGGCAGAGUGCUGCACUGGGUUUAAAGGAUGAUUAGAGGAAAAGCGGGUGGUUUUAACGUGUUUUAACGCCGAUUAAAAGCCUGAAGGGUUAAUGCUGCUGACAUGGUGCAUGUGUACAACUGCCACCCGUUCGCGUGUCAGCGCAUCGUGCCGGCGGCGCAGGAGCCCGCGCUGGUGUGCUGCGGCGGGCGCGCGCUCUUCGUCGUCUCCGCUGGAGGAUGUAAGGUCGAGGCGUAUGACAUGCAGCAGGAGGAAUGUCCUCUCAUCUGCCGCUUUUCCACCAUGGGCAUAGUGCACAGUAUUGUGUACAGUCAGAUCGGCGAUUACCUGGUCACCAUUGAGGAGAAGAACGGUGCCACCUACCUGAGGGCCUACACCAACUGGCGCUACCAAGCUGCUGAGAAGAAGCGUGUAGGCGUUCGCUUGCUCGGGCACCUCAUGCGCGGUCCGGUCUUCCAAGGCACCCCCAAGGAACAGAUGGAGAUCGUAGAAAUACCACUGUCUGAAACACCACUCUGCGCUGCCUGCUGCUCCGUAACAGGUGAACUGCUGGUGGCCUGUGCAAAGAGCCUGGUGCUGUUUGGUCUGAAGCGGCAGUCGCUUAGCGAUCAACUGGACGCCCUUGACUUUGAGAGGCUCCUUAUCCUGUACGUUUCUGGUUGGAGCCCAUUGCAGGUGGCACUCUGUGAUGGGUACGUGGCCUUGCAGACAGAGCUGGAGGUGUUGGUGGUGAAGCUGGAGAACCUGGACAAGAGCUGUGCAUCCAAUGAAGAGCAUACGCAGCUGACGUGUGAUGAUAUGGCUGCAGCUGGUGAUACUGACAAUGAUGUUAAAAAGGAACCACAAAGCCCCCUCGAGUCUGAUGACUUCUUUGUGUUCCCGAAGCAUAUGGAGAUGCUGGGAGAUAAGGCAAAGGAUUGUGGGGUGUCUUUGUCUUUAGAGUGGACUGGGAUGGAGACAGAGGCAAGAGACAACAUGGGAGUUACCUACAUCUUGUACAGGAGGUUUGCCCCAGAUUUCUUCCAGGGCUGCAGUGUGGAGGAGACACGCUUACACUCCCUGCAGCUCCACCCCAUGUACACUGGUAAUCCGGAUGUAAGCAGUGACGCUGAAAAGAGUGCUCCUGCCUGUAUGUUCUGUUUUUUUUCUCUGCCAAAUGCUGGUUACAUGUACAGCCUGAAGAGCACAGUAGAGCUCAUAUCCACCUACCAGUACCCAGAAAAGGCCCAUCAGGCUUUGCUGUGCAACCAGUUUUUAUAUGUCAUCACACGAAAUGCUCUGCAGUGUUUCUCUGUGAGAUGCAGUGCCGUGGCUGCUCGAGUCGAGGACCCCUACAUCGACACCACCAUGAAGGCCUGUCCUCCUUUCACUAUGGAAGUUUCCGCCCUCCGUAUUCAGCUGUUCAUCGGUCUGAAGACUCUGUGUCAUGACGGGAAUCACCUUGUGCUCCUCACAGCUGUUGACGUUGAGACAGAGCGAACGACUAGAAGAUCUGUCAAAUCAAAAGAGCAGAAAUCACUGGCAGGGAUUUUCCUAGCGGUAGGUAUAGAUCCGACCGCCAGCCCAGCUCUGGAGAGCUUCCUGUCCAGGUCCUUCCUACCCAGGAAGACCUCAGUAUCGAAGCAAAAGGAGCCCAGCGAGACUGGCCAUGGCUGGAACCUGUACGUGAUAAGCACCGUGUCCACACUGCAGCUCUACAGAGAGAUGGUGGAGUACAGUAAACGAUAUGAGCAGACCAGCCCGCUGUCCCAGAACUGUGUUCAUCUGCUGAGUGAAGCUCACCUGCUGCUCAGAGCCAGUCUGCUCUGUCCGACCUCAGACAGAGCCAAGAUCCAGGAAGCCUUCCUGGAGAGCUGUGCCCAGCUGGGAGACUGCUUCAGCAGGCUGGAUAAGCGGGAUUGUCACUUGGCUCUUCCGUACUACAAGAUGUCUGGCCUGUCGGUGACAGAGGUAAUCCAGAGAAACAUGGCCAUAUACAGAGGUCCUGUUCCAGAUUAUGGGAAAGGCUUCCUCUUCUUCCUUAAGCACUCUCUCUAUGAAGAAACCAUGGAAGAGCUCAGCGAAGAAACUGCUAACACCGUGUUGGAGAUCUUCAGUAAGGCCGAGCCAGGCCAGCUCCCAUAUGUAGUGAGCAGCUCAUUCAUGAAGAACGCCGAUCCUGCCUGUGCACGUGCACACCUGGAGCAGGUGGAGCUCAGUGGCGCCCCAUCUGUCACAGUCACGCUGUGUAAGGCUGCUCAGGCACUGCGCUUAGGAGACCUGCACUACUACCAACAGCAGAUGGAUCGACAUGCUGAGAUGCUGCAGGUGUACGGCUUCAUAGAGGAGCCCAAGCUUCUUGUGCAUCGCAGAGGGAAGGCCAUGGUGCCCACUCAGCUGGCACGGCACCUGCGGGACACCCAGGACGGACUGCUGGUGGCAGCCGUUGUGGCACUUCAUGAGAACAGCAAGGUCAAACUGGAGGAGGCGGAACUCUUCUUUCAGGAGUUGUGUAAGGACAGCACAGAGCCUCAGAGCAUUCCUCAGCUGCUGGUGGAUUUCUGGGAGGCUCUGCUGGUGGCAUCAUCUCAGGAAAUGAUCAUCCAGGAGCUUUUGUUCCACCUCACCUCUGUAUACCUCGAGCGCAUCAUGUGCAAAGAGCGCUCAGGCAUUAAAGCACUCAAAACAGCUGAGGACUUGAUUAACUCCUGCUCUCACUAUGGACCACUGUUCCCGUGGUUGAGCAUCCUGACUCCUGCUCAAUUCAACAUCACACAUGACCACCAAGAAGACCUUCAGAAACUCCAGUCUCUGCUGUGUGGCCCAACACUGGACGUGUCCUCCAUUGUACCUCUGCUAGAACAGCUACCUGACACGGAUAACACCGGCCUUAGCGUGCACGUGCUCUGUGCCACCAAACUGGGUCAGCAUGAGAAAGCCAUCGAGAAGCUACUGGACCGAUGCCCUCAAGCCAUCAUCUCCUACGCCAACCACGAGUUACAUAGCAACAAAAUGGCUUUGUGGUGGCAGAAACUGUUUCCUGAGCUUUGUGAGAGGACACGGCUUUCUUCAGGAGAUAACGGUGUUCUAAUCAACGCUCUCAAAGAGACUGUGGCGGUGGUGGCCAUGGAGCUGAACCCAGUAGAGUUUUUGGACUUGUUACCAGACGAUGGUACUGCACACUUCUUCCUGCCUCAUCUUCUGAAAUGCAGCCAAAGGCAUCUCCUAGCAUGAAUUGCUGGACUGUGUACAAACUAGGAGUGGAACGGUAUAUCUUCAUAUAAGCUAACACGUGGGACUAAGAUUGUGUGGAUCUUAAAAUUUGUGUCUAAUUAUAUACCAUAAUAAUAACCAAGUAACUAUUUUAUAGUUCUUUAUCACAGUAUACUGUCAUAUAGGUAUAUGUUACACCCCUAAUAGCAAAACACUAAAGAUCAUGUUUAUUAUAGUCUUCUGUGUAGAAUAUGAUUUCAGCUCAACACAAGCUGGCUGUGUUAUGAGUUUUGCACAAACAUGCUGUUGUUAGCAAAUCAAGUUCAGUAGGUAAUUUAACUGGAUGUUAUAAGCUGGUUUUAACUGGACAUGAACAAGAGAACUGUAUUGAAUUUCUGGACUAUACUACAUUACAAGUGGUAUAAUAAAUAUGUAAUAUUUGUGCGGUUAUAUGUUAUGCCUCAUAACUGGGUCAAUUUAGUUCCCAUUUUCCCAUUUAGUUCCUGGCUAGAAUAUAUUGCUGAGGUGCCAUAACUACAAAUCUGUGUAUCUUAGGUCAGUCCAUAUUUAAUAGUUUUGAAAUUUUAAAAAAUAUAAACGUAAAUGUAAUUUUUUUUUUUUUUUUUUUUUUUUACAGAAAAACAGUAUUCUUUCUAUAUUAGCAGACAAUCUACAGUACAUACUCUGAAUAUGACAUUUUAGAAUAAUGGCUUAAAUAGUGAAUUUUAUAUUUAUAUUUAUAUUUCUGAAAGUAACUACAUAUCCUUUUCAUGGCCUCAAUUUUAAAAGAAGAUGACAUGACAGCAGAGAAAAUAAUCUGAAUCUUCUGGGUGUAGUAACUAUUUCAAGUUUUUUACAUUUAGCUCAGAUUGAUUAAUAUUAUACACUCAGGUGUUUAAUGUUAGCCUAGUCAUGUCUUUUUUAGCCUUUUGAAAAGGAUAUACAGUAGUGCAAAAGUCUUAGGCACCCUAUUUUUUUUUAGUACAAACUUUGUUAUAGAUUUUUAUUUUAUGACUUCUACAUGAUUGAUUCAGUACAAAAACAUUUUAGAUUCCAAACAUUAGUUUUCCAGCACAAAAUUAAAUGUUACAGAAAAAUGUUUCUAUGUCAGUAAAGAAAGCAGCAGAUUACAUAAGAGACACUUUUCAGACAGAAAACAUAAUGAAGGCUGCUGGGUUUCGCUGCAAAAAUAAGAAGCAAGUGUGAUGGUCAAAGUCUCCAGAAGAACUGUAGCUGCUUCUGCAAGAUGCUCAGUAACACUUACAGCUCAUUUCCUUAUAAAACUGCACUAACUGUACCUGAGACUACUAUUUUCUUUUUUAAGCAAAGGGUCGUCACACUAAAUACUGACUUUGUUUCAUUUAUUGCUGUUUACUGCUCUUUAUAGUAUUUUUUUUAUUAUUUAACAUUUAAUUUCAUUAUUUUUGAAGGCAUCUUUGCUCUACAUCAUUUCUUUGCAUGUGCCUAAGACUUUUGCACAGUAGUGUUUGUACUUAUAUUUACAUUCAGACAUACAAGGAAACUGAUGAUCACGUAUAAGGUGGGAAACAUAACGUCUCGCUUCUGCCAUGGGUCACCUGAAUCUGGUCAUACCUGAAUAACCUGGGUCAUAACAGAUUAACUGCCGAAAUAUAGCUCUAAAAUUCAGUAUUUGGGCCAAUAUUCUAAAAUGUCAUAAUCAUCUAAAUUUAGCACUAAAAUAGAAAAAAAAAUUUUUUUUGUAAAUUUGUAUGCAGUGCAACACAUUUGAGUUUUAACACACCUGCCUCAACUCCUGAGUGAUUUGACAAUCAAUUCAACAUUAAAAUCAUGUGAGCUCAAGAGGAGCAAGAUUGUAACUGAUAUCACUUGCACAGAGAACCAGUGCUUUAGAGUUUUUUUUGUUUUGUUUUGUUUUUAUACUUUCUUAAUCUAUGCAGGUUUAAGUACUAAUUACUGGAUUCCUCAGCUAUAGCACUGGAGUCUUUUAGUUGUAUAGGCUAAAGCAAGAAGUGAUGAGCAAUAUAAGCCUUGGUUGGUUGCCUUGGUGGUUCCUACAUGCUAUUACCAGUCAUCUUAUGACACAUGGAUGUAAGUAUUUGCACCUUUAGCACUUAUCUGUAUUUUAUCUGUUGUGUGAUGAUAUUUAAAAUGCAUUUGUUAUGAUAUUUGUCUCUUUUUUUAUGCUGUUACUUAUUAAAUUAUGCAAAAUGUC
Pangasianodon hypophthalmus (striped catfish) is the source of this 5624-nucleotide messenger RNA. RefSeq names its product HPS3 biogenesis of lysosomal organelles complex 2 subunit 1 (gene hps3). Gene Ontology annotation, cellular component: cytoplasm. Gene Ontology annotation, biological process: organelle organization. Bases 341 to 3451 code for a protein of 1036 amino acids. The transcript has 18 exons. Lineage: Eukaryota; Metazoa; Chordata; Actinopteri; Siluriformes; Pangasiidae. The record is from RefSeq and is a predicted model, not a curated record.